Molecule: messenger RNA, 2056 nt
Organism: Brassica napus (rape)
Lineage: Eukaryota; Viridiplantae; Streptophyta; Magnoliopsida; Brassicales; Brassicaceae
Product: beta-amylase 5-like
Exons: 7
Coding region: 387-1883 (498 amino acids)
Biological process (GO): polysaccharide catabolic process
Molecular function (GO): beta-amylase activity
Source: RefSeq, a predicted model, not a curated record
GCGUUUAUUGUGAUUUUUUUCUCGAUUUUUAUUUAUUUAACUCAAAAUAUAUUUCACUAGCUGUACUUCUUAAUUAUGAACGCGAUUAGUUAAUGUCUCAAUCAAGAUACGAUAAUCUUUGAGUUGAAUUCGAACGUCCAAAUAAUUAAAUAGUACAUCUGGCCAUAUGCUCUCCAAUCUUUCUUUAUUUUUUAUUUAUUUUGGGGAAAAUAUUGAUUAAUUAAGCGAUUAUCUUUCUAGCAAAUUAUCCGGUUCUGUCUUCUUCCUAUUUUCCUAGAUCUUCCUCGUGAUAUAUUGAUGAAACUUAUGAAGAACAAAUAGAAGAGAAAAAUAUAUACAAAGAAAAAAAAGUCUGAACUUUGUUUUUUCCUGAUUUUAGAGGAAUAAUGGAAGACAUAAAUCGCAAGGAAAAGCUUUUUCUCAACUACGUUCCUGUCUACAUUGUGCUUCCUCUUUUUGGAAUAGUGGCUAAAGAUAACAAACACGCAGAAUUAGAAACUACAGAAAGGAACUUGAAGCGUCUCAAGAAGGAGGCUUGCAUCGAUGGUGUGAUGGUCGAUGUGUGGUGGGGGAUCGUCGAGUCCAAAGCCCCCAAGGAAUAUAACUGGAACGGUUACAAAGAGCUGUUUAAGAUGGUCAAGCGUUUGGAACUCAAAAUCCAUGCCAUUAUGUCUUUCCACAAGAGCAGCCAAAACAGAAAAACCACCUCUCUGCCGAGCUGGGUAGUCCAAGUUGGCAAAGAGAAUCCCGAUAUCUAUUACACCGACCGCAAAGGCUUUCGAAAUGACGAGUGCCUCAGCCUUGGGGUCGAUAAUGAACCUCUCUUUGAUGAUGUAAAUGGUACAAAACGUACUGCCAUACAGAUAUACAGUGACUACAUGAAUAGCUUCAAAGAAAACAUGGCAGAGUUUCUAGAAGACGGUGUGAUAGGGGCAAUUGAAGUAGGCCUAGGACCCAAUGGAGAACUUUGUUACCCUUCGUUUCCAUCAGAUCAAAGGUGGACAUUUCCCGGCAUUGGAGAAUUUCAGUGCUACGACAAAUACUUGAAGAAAGAUUUCGAGAAUGCAGCAAAGAAGGCAGGACACUCGAUGUUGGAUCUUUCAAAAGAAGAUUUUGGAGAUUACAACAGCAAGCCAGAUGAAACUACAUUUUUCAAGGAAAAUGGGACAUACACAACGGAGAAGGGGGAGUUCUUCUUGGAAUGGUACUCCAACAAACUUAUCUUCCAUGGUGAUCAAAUCCUAAGAGAAGCCAACAAGAUCUUCACCGGCCUCAAAAUUGACUUGGUUGCCAAGGUUUCAGGAGUUCACUGGCUGUACUACCAUCCCAGCCACGGGGCAGAACUAACUGCUGGUUAUUACAACCUUUAUGACAGAGAUGGUUACCGUCCGAUCGCUAGGAUGCUAUACAAACGCAACUGCUUUCUCAACUUUAGUUGCCUUGAGAUGAAAUAUUACAACUAUUCAGAGGAAGCCUUAUCUGCUCCCGAAGAACUUGUUAAAGCGGUCUUGAGCAAAGCGUGGAAAGAAGGCAUAGAAGUGAUUGGUGCAAACACAUCGGAAAUUAAAAAUGCGGAAGGUUACAACCAGGUUCUUCUUAAUGCAAGACCAAACGGUUCUAACCCGAAGGGAAAGCCAAAACUCAAAGUGCACAGUUUCAUGUACCUGCGAUUGUCGGAAACAAUUUUUAGUAGAAACUAUGACAUGUUCAAGAAGUUUGUGAGGAACAUGCAUGCAGAUCAAGAUUACUGUGGAGAUGCAGAGAAGUAUGCCCAUAAGGUCGAGUCGAAUUCAGCGAUCACCAUUGAGGAAAUAUUGGCUGCCACCAAGUCAAGUGGAUCAUUCAAGUGGGACGAGGAGACCGAAGCUAAGGUUGAUGGUUGAACCUAUGCAGCCACACGAAAUCGCAAAUCUACUUACAAAAUUUCUAUAGCUUCUUUUAAUCCUUUUUAAUAAAAAUAAAAAACCAAAUAUUGGACGUUGCACCAAAUGGAGGUGAACAAAAUAUCCACACUCAAAUAAUCAAGGGAAAAUUGACCCUAAUUACCUGGUGAAAU